CAAAUAACAUAUGACUAGCAGGGCGUUUUUUACCUGCUUUCUUUAAUUAAAAAGUAAAUUUAUUGAGUUUUGAAAAUAAAUAAAUGUUGGCGAGAAGACAGUGAUUUUGUUCAAAAAAAAACAUUUUUUCAUUUUGAUAUAAAAUUAUCGCGCCUCUUGUCACGAAUAGUCGUCAUGAAAAAUGAAAAUGACUCACCAGCCAGGCAGAGUCAUCAAAGAAGUGUGGCUCGGUCAACGUGCAACAACCAUCAUAACAUCAACAACAAUGACAACACUAACAACUGCAACAACAACAUCAACAUCAAUAACAACAUCAACAACAACAACGUCGAAAACAGCAGCAGCAGCAGUUUCAGCUUCAGCAGCAACGUACCGGUAACCACUAACAAACUCAACAACAAUGUCAUAGGAAAAUAUUUUUCAUGCAACAUUCCAAAGCUCCCAGGUUCCUUCAACUGCAGAACAAGAUACGGCAGUGUUCCUAAUUUGAAAGUAUCUUCUGAAGGCUGUGGAGACAAUCACUCCAUCUAUCUACCGCUAUCUGUUCGCCACAGUGGUCCUGGCCAGUUGUAUGACGGCGAGGAUGACAACGAGGAUGUGCAAGUAGAUGAACCUGGUGAUGAUGGUGGUGGUUUGUUGAACAAUCUCAGAGAUGAACGUGUCGGUAGAUUUCAUGAUGCAACAAACAGGAUGAUCCCUCGCUGUUUCAAUAGGUUGUUUGGUGUUCAGGAUCAAUCCAUCCAACCGAUCCCAUCUCAACCUCUGCCGACCGUACACUCAAGACGUGAUGUAAAUGUUGACUCGAUUGAGGCAUCAUCCAACUUUCAGAUUUCGAACUCACGUGGAAUGAUCGAACAGACGUCAGAACAACCCUGCAGAAUUCCAACAUCUAACAGAUUAUCAUCGUCGUCGUCGUCCUCAUCUUCAUCAGGGAGGCGGAGGAGGUUUUCGAACCCUGACAGUACGAUUUCAAGUAUCAUAAGUGGCGUGACUUCAAACAGCAGCAGUACACAGGGCGACAAUUGGUACUACUACGACCGCAGAUUACAAAACAAUAACUUUAGAGUUAGAAUCAACUUGUACUCCGCUAUUUUUAGGUUUUACUCAGGCGUCAACCGGAGGAACUGCAUACCUUCGCCACCACCUUCAUACGAAGAAUCCACCUCCUCAACCUACCAACACAGCGUUGCCAACGUAAACCAACUAAACAACAACAACAGCAGCAGCAGCAACAACAGCAACAACAACGGAAACAGUCAUCAAAUAACGGACGACACGACCAACCAAUCACCUCCAGCCGAUGACGAUUUGACUCCACCCCCUCCUUACAUUGAAAGACCACCCGCGUACGCUGAUGUGGUCAGCAACGAGUCCAACAUGAAUAAUUUAUUACCUGAAAAUAAUUUUACCGACGGUUCAAGUAACGGUUUUCCGAAUAUUUAUGAUUUUUCGCUAGUCCGAUCGAACCGUUUUUCACCUAAUAAUUUUGGAUUCGAUUUUUGGGGUUUUGGUAAUAGAAGUAGCAACUCGGAUACGAACAGUGCAAGGGAUUUCAUGCUCCCACCUUUUUCCAAUAACAGAUCGCUAAACUUCCAGGGUGGUGUCAGACCGGCCAUCCGUUGGAACGUGCAUUCCAGGAUUGAUAGGUGGGCCUCCGCUGACGGCAAUGCUUGGAUCCGAUCCUGACCCGAUGGCAAUGCUUGCAUUCGAUCCUCAUCACCUGCGAUCAACCAAUCAAAACUGCUGUUCACAAUGCGCUUGUCGAUAAUUGAAAUGAGAUUUUUAAAUAAAUAAAUAUAUAUAUAUAUUCGUAUAUAAACUUCAGUUAUUUGUUAGUAGUAGUAAAAUAUUGGUUUUAUUUUUUUGAUUUUUAAUAUCCUGAUAUCUAGAUCAAAAUUGUAAAAUGAUUUUUUACCUAUAUGAAGGUUUUAAUGUAUUUGUAUUUAUUAUCGUUGUGUGACGUUCAUUGAACAUCAUGAACGAGAAAUAAAAUAACAACAACAACAACAACAACAACAGAUAAUAAUAUUAAUACCAAACAAA
Helobdella robusta is the source of this 2043-nucleotide messenger RNA. RefSeq lists its product as hypothetical. The record is from RefSeq and is a predicted model, not a curated record. The transcript has a single exon. Lineage: Eukaryota; Metazoa; Annelida; Clitellata; Rhynchobdellida; Glossiphoniidae. Bases 175 to 1686 code for a protein of 503 amino acids.